This is a messenger RNA of Mesorhabditis spiculigera, 1173 nucleotides long. NCBI's taxonomy places the organism in Eukaryota, Metazoa, Nematoda, Chromadorea, Rhabditida, Rhabditidae. The record is from the annotation of a GenBank genome assembly.
AUGGACCCAUCUGAAGUCGCCUCAUUCCUCUCCAACCUGACCCCCGAGGAGCAGGCCGUCAUCCGGCCGGUCUUGGAGCGCGACCUCGAGUUUCAGCGCCGCGAGAAGCAGCGAUUACGCGUGCUGAAGACGUCGGUCGACGUCUCGAAGACGGACGCCCUGGUCCGGAUGAAUUCGUCGAUGCGUGACAGCGUUUCUUCCGACAGCGUCCACUCGCCAGCUUCGGCUAACAGCUACUCGUUCAGCCCGUGCCCCUCCUCCACCAAUUCUGCCGCCACCUCCCCAGGAGUACGCGCCUGUACGCAGUGCAACACGAAACUCGGGUUCCUCUUCCACUCCGGGACCAAGUGCAAGAAGUGCGCCCAGCUGAUCUGCGACAACUGCCGCAUCUACACGAGCAAAGAGCGCAAAUUCUGGACGUGCCCAGUGUGCUUCAAGGAGAGGGAAUUCCUGGCCGCGUCUGGGGAAUGGGUGAACGGGGAGAAAGACGCUGCACAGCGCGACGAGCGCUUCUACAGCUCGGUGCUCGACCUCGGCGGCCGGAUUCGCGACUGGAUGCCGCUCUUUGCGAGGCGGGGCGAUGACUGCCGUCCCUCGGCCUACGAGGAAUACGUGCCCUAUGCCCAGUUCCAACGUGAACGCCUCAGCUCGGCUACCGUAUCCACCCGCUCCUGCAGUCCGGCAAGCCGUGACGAUGGGCGAUCGCCGGCCCCCUCCAUCACCUGCUCCCUCGACAUGGACGACUCGAUCUCGAUGCGCACCAGCGCCACCGAUCUGUCCUUCCAGCGGAGCGCCUCGGAAGCGAGCUUCUCCCCGAUCCACAUCCCCGUCCUUUCGUUGCCUCCGGAUACUUGCGGAGAGAUCCUACUCUCGCUACACUACAAUACCCAAGCCUCCGCUCUCGACGUGACGAUACACAAGGCGCGCGGCCUUCCGCAUUUCGCAGGCCAUAAGCCGAAUCCGUAUGUGAAGAUCUCGCUCCUCUCCGAGAAUGGGCACUCCGAGGUGGCCAAGCUGAAGACGGCCUGCAAGAAGGGGACGUCAGAGCCGGCGUUUUCCGAGACAAAACGCGACGAAAAUGAGCCGCUGGAGAAGCGGACGAUAGUCGCCAAGGUGUCGCUGGCCUUCAAGAUUGAGGAUCGCGAGCGAAAAAUUGGGACAUUGGAGGUGGGU